This is a messenger RNA of Mesorhabditis belari, 630 nucleotides long. The record is from the annotation of a GenBank genome assembly. NCBI's taxonomy places the organism in Eukaryota, Metazoa, Nematoda, Chromadorea, Rhabditida, Rhabditidae.
AUGAUUCUCCGAGUGAUUGUGGCUCUUAUUUUUGUGCAAAUUUCUUCUGGAAAGCUUAUACGACGAGGAUUGGAUACAAGAGCCGCAACUGAGGCUCGACUCGGAGACAAGGGACAAGUUGAUUUGAUCAACGAAGAUGAACCAACACAUGACUCUGUCGACAACGCCUCGGGCACCGAUGCGAAUGCCGGGGGAAGUUUGGCCGGAAAUCUCGCUGUUCCAACAACAUUAAAGGUGAACAGUCCACAAGCUGGCGCCGAGAAUGGAGUCUUUCACUUCAACAGUCGAGGACCUGGGAAAUACAUUGCUUUCGCUUUCCAGCAGGUAGCUCCUGUUCAACAGGCGCCAAUUGUUGGGAUCCCGUUGAGCACCAUUCAGCACUACUACAAUCCACAUAUGGGUGCAUCGAUCAGUGAAGGGUCAACUCCCGAACCGAUUCCAACCUUUGAAGCCACUGCUUAUUAUCCACUCGUCUGGCGCUUCCCAUUCUCGAACAUUCAACUCCCAGCCUACACAACGACAGGCCACUACGCCUACACGGCAAACGCUGUGAAGUACUAUGGAACGUUGCCUUCACAAACUGCCGAGAAAGUGCAAGAAGUGAACGAGGCGGCUUCGAGAGGAAGACUU